Dunckerocampus dactyliophorus (ringed pipefish) is the source of this 1185-nucleotide messenger RNA. RefSeq names its product pancreatic secretory granule membrane major glycoprotein GP2-like. The transcript has 6 exons. Gene Ontology annotation, cellular component: apical plasma membrane; cell surface. NCBI's taxonomy places the organism in Eukaryota, Metazoa, Chordata, Actinopteri, Syngnathiformes, Syngnathidae. The record is from RefSeq and is a predicted model, not a curated record. Gene Ontology annotation, biological process: neutrophil migration. Bases 251 to 697 code for a protein of 148 amino acids.
AUCUGUUUUUCAGAUCAACAGCACACAUGUCAUCUACUCCAACGCCUUAUUCAUCUAUCCAGACAGCUGUACUUCCUUCUUUCUGCCCCUGGUUCUUCCUUUCUCAUGCGCGUAUCCCCUGGACACACCCACAAGACUGAAGGCACCCAUCAGACUGAACCUGCCGCCCAGCAAAGAGGUUGAUCACAACCAGGUCCCUGAUGAUCCAUCAAGCCAAUCCGGAGCUGUGAAUGAGGACCCACCAAGCAGGAUGGAAGGUGUCUUUGUUGGCUCGGGUGCCAAACUGAAAAUCUCCAUGGUCCUGUUCAAGAAAUCAGACUAUGCAGAGCCUUAUGCGGCAGGCGCGGUGGUCCUUCCAGUGGGUUCACCAUUAUACGUGGAGGUCUCUGUGGACAAGAAAGAUCCCAGCUUGGCGGUUGUUUUGGAGGAAUGCUUCGCUUCUCACUCAUCAGACCCUGACCAUCUUGAACGAAACCUUCUCAUCCAAAACAAAUGUCCCACCGACCGCCAGCGAGUGUCUGUGGUUAUGAGCGGCUCAUCCCUCAAGGCUCGUUUCAUUACCUCGUUCAUCCUUGUUGGAGAAUCUGGAGAUGUUUACCUCCACUGCAGCCUCAGCCUGUGUGACAGCAUGACUUCUUCUUGCAUUCCGUCCUGCUCCGGCAGAGCCCGACGUCAUGUCUUAAGUCUUCUCCACUAAAGCCACUAACCAUUGGACCAAUCACUUGGGAGAAAUCAUCUGAGUGACAUCCAUGGCAUUGGACUUUGAGUUUGAUAGUCUACAUGUAAAUGUCAGAAAAGUGUGAUUGAAAAAUCAGCAUUUUAGGUCCCAAGUGUUCAAUGAUGCUUGUAUUUAAUGACAAAGAACCCAAAAUAGCAGAAAUACUUUGAGCACUGUAAAUAACGUACAAUUGAAAUGUUUCACCGCUGAAGUACACGAUUGACUUUUGGAAUUUGUUAAUGUUCUGGCUUUUUGGGUUGUUUUUGUUCUUUGUUUGGGUUGAAAUAAGCUAUGGAGUAUAUGGAUGGAUUUUUUGAGUGUAUUCUAUUGAUUUUGUUGCAUAUUGAUUGGAUGACCUGCCCAGGGACUUGAGAAGGAAAGAAGCUGCAUGCAGUUGGAUCUGGUGUAAUGCAUGUCUUUAAGAAUGUGCUCAUGUCCCUGUUCAAUGAACAAUAAAGUGAAUUGUU